Arxiozyma heterogenica is the source of this 1155-nucleotide messenger RNA. RefSeq names its product Mak11p (gene MAK11). The transcript has a single exon. NCBI's taxonomy places the organism in Eukaryota, Fungi, Ascomycota, Saccharomycetes, Saccharomycetales, Saccharomycetaceae. Gene Ontology annotation, molecular function: protein binding. Bases 1 to 1155 code for a protein of 384 amino acids. The record is from RefSeq and is a predicted model, not a curated record.
AUGAGCAAAAAUCAAUUUAGAAUUAUUGUCGGUUCGUAUGAGCACAAUCUUUUAUGCCUUUCGUUAGAUCUUUCUACUACAACUAAACCAAUUUUUACACCAAUCUUCCAUUUUCAAGCUCAUUCUUUAAGUAUUAAAUGUUUGGAUAUAUCAAAGAGGUAUUUAGUGAGUGGUUCCAAUGAUGAACAUAUCAGAAUAUAUGAUCUUCAGAAGAGAAAAGAACUAGGUACAUUGUUACAGCACCAAGGUUCUAUUACAGCAUUGAAGUUCUCUCAAACUGAAGAUAAAAGUAACAAUAAAUGGUUACUAUCUGCCAGUGAAGAUCAUAAAAUUAUUAUUUGGAGAGUUAAAGAUUGGGAAAACUUUGGCACAUUAAAAGGUCACACUGCAAGAAUUAAUGAUUUAGAUAUUCAUCCAUCAUCUAGGAUUGCAGUUAGUGUCUCUGAUGAUCAUUCUAUUAGAUUAUGGAAUUUAAUGACUGUUAAGAAGGCUGCUGUGUUGAAAUUAAGGAAAUAUAAUCAGAAUGGGCAGUAUGUUAGAUGGUUAGGGGAAAAUGGAGAAUAUUUUGCAGUUGCAUUGUUAAAUAGAAUAUUGAUAUAUUCUACUAGUGAUGCCAAGGUACAUUAUGAGUUAGAUACGGGUAAAAAGACUAUUUUGCAUAUUGAAAGAGUUCUUCUAGAUGAAGCUAAAAAUGAAUACCUUUGUGUUGGGAUAAGUGAUGGUAGUAUUCAAUUUUAUCCAACGAAAAAAUUAUUUUUGGAUGAACCAAAUAUUAAAGAACCAGAGUUCUCUUUACUUGGUCAUACCAAUCGUGUUAAGGAUUUCCAAUUUUACCAAAAUGAAUUUGGUACUUAUUUAGUGUCAAUUGGUUCGGAUGGUAGAAUUGUAGUAUGGGAUAUGAAGGAUAGAGAACAAAUUGCAGUAUAUGAUUGUGGUGAGAGGUUGAAUUGCCUUGCAGUAUGCGAUGAGUCUAUUGAAAAGUACGAGACAAUGAAAAAGAGGACACUGUUGGAAAAUGUGGAACAAAGUGAAGCCGAACUGAGCGAUACAGAAGAAUUGAAGAAAGUGAUGUUCGGUACUAAAAAUAAGAAUAAAAAGAAGAAGAAGAGUAAAGGACAGAAUAAGAGACAAAAGGUAUCUGUUGAAUUGGAAUAA